Amblyraja radiata (thorny skate) is the source of this 1221-nucleotide messenger RNA. RefSeq names its product neurogenin-3-like. Gene Ontology annotation, cellular component: nucleus. Gene Ontology annotation, biological process: sensory organ development; positive regulation of transcription by RNA polymerase II; axon development. The coding region runs from base 50 to 709 and encodes 219 amino acids. The record is from RefSeq and is a predicted model, not a curated record. Lineage: Eukaryota; Metazoa; Chordata; Chondrichthyes; Rajiformes; Rajidae. The transcript has a single exon. Gene Ontology annotation, molecular function: protein dimerization activity; DNA-binding transcription factor activity, RNA polymerase II-specific; E-box binding.
GUAAUGUCAUCCUCUCUCUCUUUCUCUCUCUCUCUCUCCCUCUCACAGGAUGCCCACGAAAACCGACUGCUCGCCUGUGCCCUUCACCAGCGACCAGGGACAAUAUUCUCCCCUCUCCGGGGACGACAGCAGCUCGUUCGAUUCCAUCAGCACCGUCCUGUCUCCGGAAGGCGCCCCGACCCUUCGCCUGGGCUCGGGAGACGACGCUGGCAGCCUGCGCGCUCGGAAGUCCGGGCAGGGCGCCCCGGAGAGCAGAAAGAAGAAAGCGAGGAGCCGCUCUAGGGUGAAAAACGAAGCCACGGCGACUAAGCAGCGGAAGAACCGGCGCACGAAAGCGAAUGACCGGGAGCGCAACCGCAUGCACAAUCUGAACGACGCGCUGGACGCGCUGCGGGGAGUCCUGCCCACCUUCCCGGACGAUGCCAAGUUGACCAAAAUCGAAACGCUCCGUUUCGCUCACAAUUACAUCUGGGCGCUGACCGAGGCGCUGCGGAUGGCGGAGCAAGGGCGCCCGACCUACGUGGCCAGCGGCCGGGGACACUCCUUCGAGCUCGCCAGCUCCCCGCCAUCGCCAUCCUCCUCCGACUGGGACUGCUCGCAUUCCGCCGAGUCCCUCAGCCCCCAGAGCUCCGCCGACGAGAUGUUCCUGUCGGCGCAACAGGAGCGAACCCACGGCCUGCACAGCCCGCCUUACGCCGGCUUCAUUUGACUCUUGCGUUGUGUAGAAAACACCGCUGCCCUCUCCCACCUUCCCUGCGCGGCGCUGGUGGAGGCGCGGAAACCACACUUGCCUUAUUCGCCCCUGGAGUAGUUAGUUAGCAUCUUGGACACUGCACCCCCCCCCCCUCCCCCUCCCUCCUUCCCCCCGAACUCGGCUGCAGACUGAGCGACGUGGAGGAUGCUACAGAGAUGUCCCAUCGCAACUAAAUCAGAGAAAGAUCAAGAAAACUCUCCCGACUGUGACUGUAAGGUGGGUCGCCCGCCCACAGGCAACAAGGAACGGCGCUUACUUCCCCGAUAUCCCUGCAAUUUUUAUAAUUCCAAAUGAUAAAUUAUAUCGCUGACGCGUGCAUUUUUUAUAUAUUUAUUGAUGCAGAAUUAAUUGAAAAUAUAUAUUGUAUAUAAAAAGAGAUUUUUCUGUCGCAUUGAAUCAUUGUACGAACGUGUUCUGAUGUUGGCAAUAUGUUUUUUUUUCUACAUUGUAAUAAAAUGUUGACUUUA